Messenger RNA from Monopterus albus (swamp eel), 4740 nucleotides. RefSeq names its product pleckstrin homology domain containing, family D (with coiled-coil domains) member 1 (gene plekhd1). The coding region runs from base 2545 to 3993 and encodes 482 amino acids. Lineage: Eukaryota; Metazoa; Chordata; Actinopteri; Synbranchiformes; Synbranchidae. The transcript has 13 exons. The record is from RefSeq and is a predicted model, not a curated record.
UCUGAAUAUUGUCUCCUUGCUGAGAUUUGGGAUUUACAAGUUUUCUAUCCUUAUGAAAAUUUUCUAAUGACGUAAUUAUUUUUAUCUGUUAAUCAGACCACAAGUUUCUCAUUUGGCCUAAAAAUUGUAAGCUGUAAAAGGUGCCAGUCACGGGUUUCCAGAGUCCAAGGUGCCGCCUGACUUUGUCCAAAAAACUGUCAAAAACCCAAAUAUAUCUAGUUCACUAACAGAGAAAACCAGAACAUAUUCAUAUGUGAGAAUCCUUUAUUUUGCUUGAGAUAUGACUUUAAGGAUUAACUGAAAAUGGUUGCAGAUAUAUUUCCUGUCACAAAAAAAGCAUUUAUUUGGGAAUAUGUCUGCCUUUAAAGCCCCUAAAAACCUGGUUUAUUUAAGUCAUUUUCUCCAGGAUUAAAUAUUCACAUCUAAACCAACUGGACAAACAUCUUUAGCUGUUGAAUGAAAUUCUGAAACCUCUGCUGUCAAAUAACCAGAGCUGUUGUAACUUUGGCAGAAAAUGUGCUCAAGGAGAACACAUUCAUUCAUAAACAAGGUCUUCAGAGCCUUGAAGCUCCAUCACGUUGGUAACAUUACUGCUUUUUGGGAAGAGGAUGAAGGGAAAGCAGUUAAAAGUUGAAAACAUGAACUGUGGUGGGGUCUAAAGGUUGAGCUGCUGUGAGACCUGAGGAGUCUGGGUGAUGAAUCAAGCACGUGUCUUCUGAAGUUUCUCUCGUUGGGAUAAAAUUCUCUUCUUGUGCUGCUGUUCCGCCGUCAGAAGAGAAAAACUCUGGAAGACACGCUGUUGAUUUGUUAAACUCAGGCUGCUGAAGCUUCAUAAAAGCAGUGACUGAACUUUUGAGUUUUUCCAUUUUUCCCCAUCUGUCACAUUAGAGCGGCAUUAGGAAGGGAGGUCGGACAGGAUGAAUGCUAAGUGCAAACGGCUCCUGGGCUGCUGUUUGAAGAGAAGCUGGAAAAAUGCAAACCUGUCAUUUAAGUCAAAUAAACCAUUUUAAAAUUCAUUGGUUUAUCUGAAAAUGCAUUGUCAUGAGCUGUACACAAGACUGUUUUCCUUAGCUCAUGUUAAUGGAGAUACAAGGUUUUCACCUGCCAUCAGUAAAGCUCAGCGGGUUCGAGUAUGUUCACUAAGGCCAGUUAAAGGUUAUUAAUAUACAUAAAGCUUCAUUCUCACAUCCUGAACAGUCAGAAUGCCGAACUCUGAUUGGCUGAAACCUCCAUCUACCAUCACAUAUGUAUACAAACUGAGUAAAGAAACCCUUUAAGGUGUGUGUGUGUGUGUGUGUGUGUGUGCUCCCUCCCUCACGGAGAAACAACACUGCACACUGGGGCAGUUUGAAGGCUUUAGUUAGAAUUAGGAGAAUUUUAGGACCAGGUUGAUAUUUGUACUAUCUUCAGUAGAGGUGGUUGUGUUUUUAUUUCUAUUUUCUUUCAUUCCAGAUAAAUAGAUCCUUUAUUGAUCCUGAGAGAAAUUCCGGUAUGAGUUCCAGAAUGAGUUCACCUUAUUUCUGUAUUUUUGAUUGUAAAAAUCUUUCAUAAACAUUGUUUUAUGACUGAAUUAAAGUUUUUUUUUUUAAACUGGUGAAAAUGAGGACAUGCUUCAGUGUAUAUGAAUGAUUAAGCAUGUUUACUGUUUAAAAACGUGUAUCUCUUGUUGUAGUUUCCCCAGAUUUCAACAGGUGGAACUGAGCCUGAGCUUCAUCACUUAAAUUCUUUUGAAUGCUACUUUAUUGAAACUUUCAUUUUGUAUUCAUCCAGGUAAGAAUGUAUUGAUUGUUGUUACUUUUGGGCACAUUUUUAACAAAUUGUGGGGCUUUUCUCUUAAAUGAAAUGUUUAAAGAUCCUGUUGUGGAUGCUUUUCUUCCAUGACAGGAUGUUUUACCUCUGGGGAAAAAAACAGUGCAGGCUCCUGCAUUUAUCUGUUGAGGCUGUCUGUCUUUAUAAUCUGCUGUUCAUUCACUCUGACACUCUGUAAAUUAACCUGAUAUGAGUCUAAAGCUGCAUGUUCACUGCUUUGACGCUCCAGCCUCUUUACCAGAGUGUUGUGGAGCUGCUCCUGUGCCACAGCUGUUCUUUAUUGCACAGCUGGUGGAGCGAUGGAUGGAUGGACCGUACACUCCAAGAGCUGCAUACUGCUGCUUGAUGCAAGUAGAGUAAUCUGAAUAACAGCUUUUACUGACUGGAAUGUAUUGACCGGCUUCAGAUUUAGCAGCUCAUUCCAAAAGCCUCCCUCCUCCCAGUAUCCCUCCUCUUCCUCCCUCACUCACCCUAUCUGCCAUCCCUGUUUUCAUCUCUGCUGUGCAGUCAGUCUCCAGUUGAUGUGUAUUGGCAGCUGCAUCAUUCCACCCUGCUGAGUUAUUGGGAUUUGUUUGCUACUAUUUCUGCUUUGUCCCUGUAGCUGUACAUGCACAUCUGUGUGUGUGUGUGUGUGUGUGUGUGUUAUCAGCUGUUAUUGGACUAACUGCUAUUGACUCUUUGUUGUUGUUUUUUUGUUUUUUAUGGUUCCACGUCCCAGGGCGAGGGAAACCAGAGAUGUUCUCGUCUUCGUCCAGAAACACUCUGUUCUCGCCCUGGUUGUCCAUGGAGCAGUCGGACUCUGAGGCGUUGGACAUCAGCACCAAAGUGCAGCUGCAUGGCAUGCUGUGGAAGAGGCCCUUCGGACGGCCGUCGGCCAAGUGGUCCCGCAGAUUCUUCAUCAUCAAAGACGGCUUCUUGCUCUACUAUGCAGAGAGCGAGAAGAAAAACUUUGAGACCAACAGGUACUUCAACAUCCACCCGAAGGGAGUCAUCCCCUUGGGAGGAUGUGUGGUGUCAGCUAACGAGGACAUGGGGAUGCCCUUUGCCAUCGUGAUCAACCUGGAAGAUUUCACUGGCACCAUAGUCCUGGCUGCUGAGUCUGAGGAGGAGCAGGUGCAGUGGUUGGAGAUGCUCCAGGAGUCAGGGAAAGUCACGUGGAAGAACGCCCUCCUGGGGAAGGCCAUAAUCGAGAGCCUGGAGGCCCAAGGGCUGCAGCUGACCAAGGAGAAGCAGGUGUAUCUGGAUAAACUGAUGGAAGAGACAGAAGAGCUGAGUCAUCAGCGAGCACAGAAGGAGGAGCUGGAGCGUCUAAACCAGGUCCUGGAGGAGGAGAAAACGAAGUUUGAGGAGGUGCUGCUGGAGUUGAAGGCAGAGCAGGAGCAGAUCAAAGUAGACCUGGACGGCACAGCUCAGUCCCUGAAAGGUGUUGAGAGUGAAAAAGAAGAGCUGAGCAACUUGACAGUCAGGCUGCAGAAAUCCAUUGAGGAGCUUUCUCAGGAGAAACGGCGAACCCUGGAGCUGCUGGGUGUGAAGGAGCGGGUGGAGGAGAGCUGCAGGAAGGGCAAAGACGGCGAGGAGCUUGGAGACGUCGACCCGCUGCAGGAUCUCAGGGACAACGAGCAGCGGGCCCAAAUGCUGCAGCGGGAGAGGGAGUACUACUCGUCCCAGGCCCAGACGCUGCAGCAGUCGCUCUCCCAGCUUGCUGUGGACAAGCAGCAGACCGAAUCCGAGCUCAAGGCGGAGAUCGAGUCUCGGAUGGAGCUGGAGAAGAGGCUGAAGCAGGCUGAGGAAGCUCUGCAGGACCUGGAGAAAGGCCUGGACUCACUGGAACGAACCACAGAGAGAGAUGAGGAGAUGAAAGGGGACGUGACCCAGCUGAAGAGGUUCUUUGAGGAGUGUAUCUGUGCAGCAGAGAUGGAGGCCAAGCUUCCAGCGAUAAUGAAGAACGCUGUGUAUCUUCACAAAGCUGCUGUGCGCAGGAUCAAGAGCUGCAGAGUCCAGAGGAGAGCCUCCAGACGCCACUGGUUGAAACACUCCAAGUCCUGUGCUGCAGCCAGCACCGAGGGCGGCCGUGUGGAGGAGCCGAGGGAGACGGCGCGGCAACAGACUUCAAACAGCGGCGUCAAACAGAGUGCGGACAAGAUCACGGCUCACAAGUGUAUUCCAAACGAGCCAGAGGACUGAGAGGAGAGAGAGCGAGGUAACACGGGAGAAACGUUCCUCACCUUUACCCACCAUUGAAAUACUGUAGACGAACGUGCGCAGGCUGGAUGGCAUCGCGGGCUGCAAAGCACAGUUAGUACAAAGUUUGAGCACAAUCAAAGUUUUACAGACUGUUGGGAAGAUGCUUUGUUAUGGCUUGUUCGACUGCUCAAGAAGAUGUACUUCUGUAUGUACGGGUUUAGAACAGGUGAUGUUUUCAUGCUUGAGCUGCUCCACAUAGUUCUCAAAAAUACUGGGCCACAAGCAGGAGAGUUGGCGACUACACCUGGCUCUGUCUGGCAGCAUCAACAUCGUGACAGAGACUGACUAACAGAGCUGGAAACCCUGAAACUAGCAGGAACCUCCACAGCAGCAACUUGACUGUACGCUCAGCUGAGACCGCCUCUCUGAGUAUUGUUGUCAUGCAACUGAAUUGUAUGUAUUGAAUGCUCCCUUAUGCAAGUAUUAAAAUCCUUCUGUAAAGAACAUGGGCCGUUUGUUUAUGGUAGAAUAACCACUGAUCAUCAUAAACCUAAUGUACAGUAUGUAACAGCACUUUGUUCCCAAAUGUGUCUUGUGAUACAUGAUGCGUGUCCUCAGCUGCUACUACUGCAAUAUCCCUGUCCGUACUAGCCCAUUCAGUACUUCUACCUCAUUUCAAGUACUUCUGACAGUACUACUAUGUUGUAAUACAAUGAAAAUGUCUAAGGUUAAUAAUAAACUGGUUUU